AUGAGGUUUGGUUGGAUCGAGGCGGCGGCCCUGACGGCUGCCUCCGUGGUCAGCGCUGAUGAACUGGCUUACUCUCCUCCCUUUUACCCCUCCCCCUGGGCCAAUGGCCAGGGCGACUGGGCGAGUGCAUACGAGCGUGCUGUCGCAAUUGUGUCGCAGAUGACAUUGGCAGAGAAGGUCAACCUGACAACGGGGACUGGAUGGGAACUGGAAAAAUGCGUUGGACAGACUGGCGGUGUUCCGAGAUUGGGCAUUCCAGGCAUGUGUGGCCAGGACAGUCCUCUGGGUGUCCGUGAUUCCGACUACAACUCGGCCUUCCCGGCGGGCAUCAACAUUGGCGCGACAUGGGACAAGAAUCUUGCCUACCUCCGUGGCCAGGCCAUGGGUCAAGAGUUUAGUGACAAGGGUGCGGACUUUCAGUUGGGACCCGUCGCUGGCCCUCUCGGCAGAGCUCCUGAUGGGGGUCGUAACUGGGAAGGCUUCUCCCCGGACCCGGCCCUCACCGGUGUGCUCUUCGCAGAAACCAUCAAAGGUAUCCAGGAUGCUGGUGUCGUUGCAACGGCCAAGCAUUUUAUCGGCUACGAGCAAGAGCAUUUCCGUGAAGCCCCCGAGGCCCAAGGCUAUGGGUACAACAUCACUGAGAGUGGAAGCGCCAACAUUGACGACAAGACCAUGCAUGAGCUGUACCUCUGGCCCUUCGCGGAUGCCGUGCGCGCAGGCGUCGGCGCAAUCAUGUGCUCGUACAACCAGAUCAACAACAGCUACGCCUGCCAGAACAGUUACGCUUUGAACAAGCUUCUCAAGGGCGAACUGGGAUUUCAGGGGUUCGUCAUGAGUGACUGGGAGGCCCACCACAGCGGAGCUAGUGCUGCUAUGGCUGGUCUGGAUAUGUCCAUGCCUGGAGACGUUGUAUUUGACAGUGGCACCUCGUACUGGGGCACCAACCUAACCAUCGGUGUUCUCAACGGGACCGUACCUCAGUGGCGCGUCGACGACAUGGCGGUGCGCAUCAUGGCCGCUUACUACAAGGUCGGCCGCGAUCGUCUGUGGACUCCUCCUAACUUCAGCUCGUGGACUAGGGACGAGUACGGCUUCAAGUACUACUACUCCUCAGAGGGGCCCUACGAAGUGGUGAACCACUUUGUUGACGUGCGACGCAACCACAGCGACCUGAUCCGCCGCAUCGGAGCAGACAGCACGGUUCUCCUGAAGAACGACGGCUGCGCUCUUCCUUUGACGGGCACCGAACGGAAAGUCGCCCUUAUUGGGGAGGAUGCGGGCUCUAACCCAUAUGGUGCCGAUGGCUGCAGCGACCGUGGGUGUGAUAACGGGACUCUUGCUAUGGGCUGGGGAAGUGGUACUACCGAGUAUCCUUACCUGGUGACUCCUGAGCAGGCGAUCCAGGCCGAGGUGAUCCAGAACGGGGGCACUGUGUUUGCCGUGACCGACAACUGGGCCAUUUCCCAGAUGGAGACGCUUGCCGCAGAAGCCACUGUUUCUCUUGUGUUCGUCAACGCCGACUCUGGCGAAGGUUACAUCGACGUCGAUGGAAACAUGGGCGAUCGCAACAAUCUCACGCUGUGGGGGAACGGCGACAAUGUGAUCAAGGCUGCUGCCAGCAACUGCAACAACACUAUUGUGAUCAUCCACUCCGUCGGACCGGUUCUGGUCAAUGAGUGGUACGACCACCCCAAUGUCACUGCCAUUCUGUGGGCUGGCUUGCCCGGACAGGAGUCUGGCAACUCACUCGCAGAUGUGCUCUAUGGCCGUGUCAACCCAGGCGCCAAGUCUCCCUUUACCUGGGGAAAGACCAGAGAGUCCUACCAGGAUUACUUGAUCACAGAGCCCAACAACGGCGACGGAGCCCCGCAGGAGGACUUCACCGAGGGUGUAUUCAUUGACUACCGUGGGUUUGACAAGCGCAACGAGACGCCCAUCUACGAGUUCGGUUACGGUCUGAGCUACACUACGUUCAACUACUCGCAGCUGCAGGUGCAGGCCCUGAACGCCUCGGCGUACACCCCUGCAUCUGGCGAGACCGAGGCCGCCCCGACUCUGGGAGAGGCCGGAAACGCGUCGGACUAUCUGUACCCUAGCGGUCUGCAGAGGAUCACUGCCUUCAUCUACCCGUGGCUCAACUCGACAGAUCUCGAGGCAUCGUCUGGAGACUCCAGCUACGGCCAAAGCUCAGAUUUCCUCCCCGAGGGUGCGACCGAUGGAUCUGCGCAGCCGAUUCUGCCCGCUGGUGGUGGCCCUGGAGGCAACCCGGCGCUUUAUGACGAUCUCAUCCAGGUCUCGGUGACGAUCAAGAACACCGGCGACAUUGCGGGUGACGAGAUUCCUCAACUGUAUGUUUCCCUGGGCGGCCCCGACGAGCCCCGGAUUGUGCUGCGCAAGUUCGACCGGAUCACCCUGCAGCCAUCGGAGGAGUACGAGUGGACAACUACCCUGACGCGUCGGGACCUUUCCAACUGGGAUGUUGCGGCGCAGGACUGGAUCGUGACCUCGUACCCUAAGAAGGUGUACGUGGGUAGUUCUUCGCGGAAGCUGCCUCUUCGUGCUUCUCUGCCGACUGUCCAAUAG
Aspergillus heteromorphus CBS 117.55 is the source of this 2583-nucleotide messenger RNA. Its product is annotated as beta-glucosidase. The record is from RefSeq and is a predicted model, not a curated record. Gene Ontology annotation, molecular function: beta-glucosidase activity. NCBI's taxonomy places the organism in Eukaryota, Fungi, Ascomycota, Eurotiomycetes, Eurotiales, Aspergillaceae. Gene Ontology annotation, biological process: glucan catabolic process. The transcript is spliced from 7 exons. The coding region runs from base 1 to 2583 and encodes 860 amino acids.